AUGGUAGAAGUUAUCGAUCAUGUGACUUGUCCAAUUGAAAAAUACGAAGAAGUUAAUGACAUUAUGAAUGACAGUGUCGUUAGUUUAUUAUUUAACAACAAUAAACGAGAAAUGAAUGAAGAUGUUGUUGAAAGUCAAGAAUCUAUUAUUACAUUUAAGAAAAUAUUUGUAAGAGAAAUUGUCAAACCAAAAACAGAACCAAAAGAUUCAACUAUCGUACCUGAUGAAAAUAAUGUACAAGUAAAUGAAGAGGAUAUAGAAUUUAGAGAAGCAUCUAUCCAACAAAGUAUUGAUAGAUUAAAUGAGAUAGAAGAAAAAUAUAAAAGUUAUGAGGAUCAAAUAACAAAGGAGGAGGUAUUACUUUAUCUAAAUAAUCCAGAAGAUUGGAAGUAUCACCAACUAGAAAAAUUUAGUAAUGAAUAUAGAGAUUCUAUUCCAUUAAAAGUAUCUUGUCAUACAUAUAAUAUUGAUCAAAAUAUAUUUGAACCAAAUUAUCUUGAGCCAUGGCUUAUUGUUGAUUUUGAUAGUGAUAUCGUAGUAGCCUCUGUACAAGAACUUGAUAUGAGUGCAACAGGUAUUGUAGCAGGAAGAGGAAUUACAGAAAAAGGAACGAUAUGGAAGAAUAACUUAUUUGAAACAUUAAAGAAAAAAGGAAAUUAUCAUUUUGUAAAGAUGGAACAAUUAUGUGGCAUUGUUAUAUUUAUGUUUGCUAAACCAGAAAUUGUUCCUUUAAUGAAAAACAUAGAAACUUCAUGGCAUGCUGUUGGUAAAAUGGGAUUAGCAAAUAAAGGAGGAGUUGCUAUUCGAUUUGAUAUGAAUGAGACACGAUUUUGUUUUGUGAAUAGUCAUUUAGCUGCACAUCAACAAUUUCUAGAUAAACGAAAUGGACAUUGGAAAAUGAUUUGGGAAGAAUUGAAAUUUAAAAAAUGUAAAAUUGUUGAUCAUGAUUAUAUUAUUUGGAUGGGGGAUUUAAAUUAUCGUAUUGAGAUGGAAGAUUCUGUUGUAAGAGAUCUUAUGUAUAAAGGAGAAUUAGAUACACUUUAUGCAAAAGAUCAAUUAAACACUUCUAAAGCAAAAGGAAUUGUUUUUUAUGGGUUUAAAGAAGCACCAAUUCAUUUUAUUCCAACUUUUAAAAUUAUUUGUGGAAAAGAUGAAUAUAUUGAUGAUAGAAUACCUGCAUGGUGUGAUAGAGUGUUAUGUAGAACACAAAAUGCAUAUCCAUAUGAGGUAUGUAAUUAUACUAGUCAUAAUUUGUUAUUAAGUGAUCAUAAACCAGUUUCAUGUUGUUUUACAUUAUACCCUUCAAAAACUCUUCCAGACAAAUUAGAAGAAGUUAAUUUUAAGAUAUGGAAAAUGACGGAUUAUAUAGAAAAAAAAUUAACACCUCAUGUAGAAAUUGAUAAGAUGGAACUUCAUUACGAACAAGUUGAAUUAUCUCAAACUUAUCACCAAAUAAUUAAAAUUAAAAAUAUUGGAGAAUAUCCUACUAGAUUUGAAUUCUCUCAACGUCCUGAUAGUAAAUUGGUUUGUCCAACAUAUUAUGUUAUUAACCCUCAAGACGGUUUAUUACAACCUGGAGAAGAACAAAACGUUAAAGUUACUUUAUUUAUCCAACCAGAACAAGCUAUGAUUGUAUGUAAAAAGACUAUUAUUGAUGUCUUUUCUUUAUCAUUUGCCUAUGGUGGCAUUCAUUUCAUUACAAGUAAAAUUGAUAUAGUUGAUUCAAUCUUUGGUAAAGACCUUAAGACAGUAACUUCAAUGAAAGAUCCUUAUCAAUUUGUUGAAGGGUCAAUUACUACAGGAUUAAUAAAUCAACAAAUCCCAAAAGAACUUUGGAGACUUGGUUCUGAUAUUAUUUCUGAGAUUAAAGCUGAUACACUUAUUCAACAUCCAACUGAAGCAACUGUAAGAGAAGUUCUUCAUUCAAUUAAUACUAAUAGUAGGUACACUACCAAAUCAGCUUCUGCAAUGUUACAAGGUCUUUCUUAUUUCUUAAUGGCUUUACCAGAUUCCUUAAUUCCAUCAAGUAGAUUUUAUGAUGUCACAACAUGUAAAACAAAAGUUGAUGCUUAUGCUGUAAUCAACUCAUUACCAAAUGAAAACUAUAGUUUAUUCUUCUAUAUUACUGUUCUUAUUCGUCAAAUCGUUGAAUCAAUAAAUAAUAAGACAAUUACAUUGCAAACAGUAUGUGAUUUCUUCUCUAGAUUGAUUUUGAGACAUCCAACAAGUUCAGUAAUUAUUAAAGAAAAUAUUGAACGAAUUAGCAAUUUCCUCAUGAAUUUUGUGGAUAUUUAA
Messenger RNA from Entamoeba dispar SAW760, 2295 nucleotides. RefSeq names its product synaptojanin, putative. Lineage: Eukaryota; Evosea; Mastigamoebida; Endamoebidae. Bases 1 to 2295 code for a protein of 764 amino acids. The transcript has a single exon. The record is from RefSeq and is a predicted model, not a curated record. Gene Ontology annotation, biological process: phosphatidylinositol dephosphorylation; signal transduction. Gene Ontology annotation, molecular function: inositol-polyphosphate 5-phosphatase activity; phosphatidylinositol-3,4,5-trisphosphate 5-phosphatase activity; phosphatidylinositol-4,5-bisphosphate 5-phosphatase activity.